This is a messenger RNA of Anthonomus grandis grandis, 5819 nucleotides long. It is a transcript of the gene Nup205, whose product is annotated as nuclear pore complex protein Nup205. Gene Ontology annotation, molecular function: structural constituent of nuclear pore. Gene Ontology annotation, cellular component: nuclear pore inner ring; nuclear pore. NCBI's taxonomy places the organism in Eukaryota, Metazoa, Arthropoda, Insecta, Coleoptera, Curculionidae. Gene Ontology annotation, biological process: nuclear pore organization. The record is from RefSeq and is a predicted model, not a curated record.
GCAUUGCAGAAUUCAGGUUUUUGAAUUUGGUUUGGUUGUUUGGUAUCCAAUUAGACAAAUGCUAUAAACUUUAGUGGUGCUUAUUGUGCAAAAUUCAUUCAGAGAAGACAUUUCAUCAAAUUACUUGUACCAUUUUGUGUUUUGUGAUAUUACUUACAUGUGGAAGUUUUAAUAAUAAUCUGCAAUGGCUCACUCUCCCCCAGAGGAAGUUUGGAACUCUUUUAAGGAACUUAAAACCAUAGUAUGGGGCUACUUAAAUCAAAAACCAGAGUCAAAUCUGCCUUUGGCUGAGUUGGAAAAUAUUUUAAUGCUGCAUAAGCAGACUUUUACAUACCUUUUGCAAAGUGGUGGAAAGAACCCAAAGAAAAGAGAGGAACUUAAAAAUGGGAUGUUGGAGGGCAUCAAUACUAGAGGCAUGGGGCAGCAGUUGUUAACGAAAGAAUUAUUUCAAGAAGCUAUUGUCAUAUCAGAUAUGUUUGAUAUGAAUGAGUCAAUAGCUCUGGAUUUGUUAUGUAUUGCUCAGCUACAGCUGCCUUUUUACCCUGGCUUAACAAGAGGUUUAGUAGCAGUUUUGUUGUAUUAUGAUGGCAGAAAGGCUUUACUAACAACCUUACUUUAUUUAGUGCAGGCAAGAAGUGGAUUACAUUGGACCGUUUGUGCUAAACCCGAAGUGACACAAUUUGCCACUGAUUAUACUAAUCAACUAUUAGAAGGUGGUUUAUUUUAUAGGAUUUUUGAACUCCUAAGAACCUUGGAUUUAAGUAAGGAAAUUGAAAAACUGCAAGAUAAUUUAGCACUUGGUGAUCCUAAACACAGACGCCAAGUUACAGAUCUUUUUAAUGACAUUCGAUUUCUUUUGGCGGAUAUUGUAUUUUCUUGGUCUAUUCAAUGUGGACUUCCUAUAGAACCUACAUUAGCUCUUAUAAAUUAUUUAAGGCAUGUGACAAUUGAGUCCGUAGCUACAGGGUCUAUUGAUGAUGUCGCUUUGUAUUUAGAGAUGGCUUUACUGUCAACUAUAGAUUUAAGUAUUUUCCAUACAAGAGAAGAUGGAGAAGAAGCAGUUCAAUCUCUGCCGAUUCUAAAAGAUACUAAAUACCUCUUUGCAGUUGUUAACGAAUUUAUGCCCUCUAAACCUAAAUGGGCAUGUGAAGGUCUACAAAGUUUAUCAAUGUUUGGCUUGUCCGUCUGCUUAGCAUCGUUAAGAGUCCUUCCACAAAACUAUCAAUUUCAAGAUUGCAUAAAUAAAGAAGAUAUCCUAGUUGAUGCUGCCAUAGAGGCGAAUGUUUUUACUUUUAUUCAUAACGUAAUACUUGAGAACUCCAAACUUUUUAAAGAACCAUUCUUAUACAAAAGAAUGCACAAUCUUUUAACAGAUUUUGUUGUUUAUAUGUACCCUAAAGCAAAAGACUUGCGAAUGAAAGCAAAUGAGGUCAGCAGAACUUUGCAGGUGUAUACUAGGGAAGGUUUGGAAGCGCCUGCAAACCUACCAAGAUAUUUUGAGGAUCUUUUACUCUCUAUAGGCAAGUUUUAUGCAAAUAACAAUAUUGAUCCCGAGUAUACUGUAAUGUGGUACAGUCUAAUGGAAGUAAAUCCAAGGCAUAAUUUGAGAGUUCCACCUAGAUCGGUAGCUCUUUUUAAGUUUGUUAAACUUGCAGGUGACAUGUUACCUUCCAAUUUAUUUGUACCAUUUUUAAAAAUGCUUAGUGGACUUUCAUCAAAUAAGGCGGCUGCUAGAAACUGCUUCAACAUUUUAAAGCAAUCGGGUACUUGCUUCCCAAAGGCUUUGAGCUGGGACCACUUCUUUUUAUCGUUGGCUCAGUAUCAUAACAAUUUAAGACAAGAAACCCCACCAACUACAGACACAGUAUACCGAAUGAGAGCUGGGUAUCAUAAAGGUGUUAGUCCGCAAGAAUUAGAAGGUCUACACACAGUCCUUCUUUUAAUAAGAACCGUUGCUGAAAAUGAUCCAUUUUCCAGAUUGGCUUUAUGGGAACAUCCUGUUUGGACUCCGAUAACAACAAUUUUAGGUCUUGUUAGCUGUUCAGUGCCAAUUUAUCUUAAAGCAGACCUUCUUCUGACAUUAGCGGCACUCUCAAAAUCGAAGGAAACCGCUAAUCAAAUGUGGGAGUUAUUAGAAGCUUCACAAAUAUUGAUUACUAUACCUACGACCUCUAGUUAUGUACCCAGAGGGAUUCAAACUGAACUAGAUGAAAGAGAAUCAAGAAAAGAAGAAUAUCCAUUAACAAGAGCCGUUUUAACAUUAUUAGAUACUUUAACUAGCCAUGGUAUACCUAGAACGUUAGGGGCAGGGCCAAGAAAACCUGGGUUUUACCCAUAUUUUUCUUUUAUCGUAAAUUCAGUAUUCCUUAAGUACAAUGCAAGGUCAUACCGAGAUGGCGCAGAGAAGUGGGAUGUGGCGUUAAAAUGUCUUUUAUUAUUUGAAAAGUUUUUGAAAAAGUAUGAGCCAAAGAUUGCUGAUUUUCCAAAGCGUCCGAGAGAAGUGAAAUCGACUAGUCCAGCAGGUUAUAACCUAAUGUUGCAGUUAAAUAAUAAAACGGAAACAUUAAAUUUAAUUUUGGAUAUUAUCGAUGAAGGAACUCGUUACUUCGAUACUUAUGUACAAUUUACUGGGCAAGAAAAAGUUGCGGAGUGUACGCUGGCAGCGCUAAAUAUUUUAAACAGGGCUCUAGCAUUACAGUUGAAGUUUUUCAGUACUAUGGCAAUGGCGUCGUCUAGUCUUAACGUAAUUGGGCUUAACAAACUGCUACUGUCAAUAAACAGGAAAACGGGAAAACCCGAUCAUUGCAUUAAUAUUGCCAAAUAUAUUAGCUAUGAGCAAUAUUUUCCGCAACAUGCAGUAGCAUCUGUAAAAGUAAUUGGACAUGUUACGAACUCCGCUACUAAUCAUUUGCAGUUUUUGAACAUACUUUGCGCCAUGGAAGAGGAGCAGACUAUUAUUAAAAAUGCUUUUUGUCAGUGUCUAGAUUCAAAUAAUGAUGAUGUUGACGUUAUUAACUCUGCCAAAAGGGAAAUCCUUAAGCUACUUAAGCAAUGCUUAGUUUACCCCGUUCCCAAUUUAUCUUAUUUUCUUCUUGGUUUCGACCUAAAGCGCGAUAUUUCUAAAACCGAAUUUCAGUAUCCAGGGGUUCUGGGUUUCCCAAGAACUUGCCUUCAUGCAGUUCUUUCAAUACUCGAUUCUGUCGUAGCAAAAAAUUUAGAAUCGCCGCCUUUGGUGUUGGCCGAAAUGGCGUAUCACUUGCUUUACUUGCUGGCAGCUAAUACUAAAACUAGUGGACCAGUGUUAAGGUUCGUGAGGCUCAAUAAGCAAUUUUUCCCCUCACAUCUGAAAAGAUGUGAAAAAGUGCUGACAAAAGGGCCAAAACAUCUUUUGGAGUUGUCCUGGCUAUUAAAAACCUUAGCAGUAGAACUGCAAUUGGCUAGUACAAUGAAGCUGAUUAACUAUGUAAAGCAGCUAACCCAAUUUCUUGGAAAUGUUCCUGCAAUCGAUACGAAUCAAAGAACAAUGUUUUUGCAACAAAUUUUGAAAAUUGAUUUUAACACUUUUGAAGUGGCACCCAAUGUAUGCACAUCGCCACCUAAAUCGCCGGCUAAAGGUAAAAAGCCACUUCCGUCAAAAGAAAAAAAGCAGACGGAUUUCCAAAUAGCUUUAACAGAGUUCAUUGAUUCUUGGAGGCUAGUUGUGGAAGUUUUAGUUUGUUUUAUACCUUCAGAAAUAUUGGACCCGAAGGAUCAACAGGUUUUUAGUAUCCACAUGCUUUUUGCGCUUUUGCAAAAAGUUGGAGCAGGUCACAUAUCUCCUGGGAUUGCUAGGCUGUUUUCUGGUUCCACUCUAUUAAUGAUGAAUAACAUUAAAAGAAACUAUUUAAAAGAGAAGAGAUCUAUGAAUGUAUUAUCUUAUCAUCUCGGAAAUUUAAAAGAAAUUCUAAAUCUUCUAGUAAAGUGGAUCAUACAUUGUGAUGUAAUAGAUGAAGAGCUCCGAAUUAAUCUGUAUGCUGCUUUACUCACGUUUUUGCAGCUUGGUAGUAUUGAACCAGUAAAUGCAGAAGCUUCAGAUCAAAACUCAAGUUUAUAUGUUAGUCGUUUAGAUGAUUCUUGCAAUACUAUUCAAGGUGCAGGUCGUCACUUAAAAUUUUUAACAGACAUUUUAAGAAAUUUUGGGGAAAAACUGAUGGAAACAUUAUGCAAUGAUUGUAUUGGGGGACAAGAAGUCUGCAAAAUGUUGUCAAUGUCUUGCGUUAGCCAUUUAAUGGGGCUGUCUGAUAAUAUUAAUUGGAUUUUGUACCUUUCUGGAAAGGGGUACUUAAAACAUAUUAUCCUUAGCAUAUACGAAAGCGACCAUGACCUUCGCAUUAUGCUGGAGUCAAAUUCUGGAAACAUGAAAGCUUUGUAUCUUUAUUUUUCUAAGAUGAUUCUGGUAACUAAACUUGCAGGUACAAAACUGGGAACAGAAUUUAUUUUGGAGCAGAAAUUACUUGGCGUAUUUAGCAAUAUGACGGUAUUCCAGAACCAUCCAGAAAUUAUUAAAGAAGUGGACGAGCAGAAUGUUCUUGAAAUCUUACCACCUCCAGAACAGCAGUAUUUACAAAUAUUCAUGCCCUCUUUGCAUCUUUGUAAUGCCAUUCUAACGACGUUGGGCACUGAGAAUCAAUCUGCUGUUGCUCAAAUCAUGUAUUUUAUUUUGAGUCAUUUAGACGUUAUCGAGUUAAUUCUUAGAUCGGGACACCCAGAUUUAUCAACAACAUCUCUAAAGGAAUUGGCAUUAUUAACUUCAGUAAUUUCAAGAAUUGCAAGUAAUGAUUUAAUUGGUAUUUUAGAAAACCCAAAUAUCUUACAAAGUAACAGGGCACAAAUGAACCGAAUCCAGCGGCUCAUGCUUAAUCUUAUCCCUAAAUUUUUUUUGAAUGAAGAUAAUAUUAAAAGGCUAUUAUGUAGCAAUGGCGAUAAGAAUACAUUUCAGACCUCGGACAGGUUAUUAUUUGCUAUGCAAAUAGCAUCUAACGCACUUUGGUAUGCUAAAAAUGUCGUUUAUAAUAAAGAUGUUGACUGUGAAGCUGAGGUUUGCAUAAUUUUUGCGCCAACUUUAUACGACCCCAAGCUCAAUUUCCAAAAUUCUACCAUAUAUGGGGAGGACGAAGCUAGCCUUGGCAUUGUGGUACAACAGUUGCUUAACGCAGUUACUUACCUGCAUGAAGGUAAAAUAACUCUGGAGUUGCUUAAAAGAAAAAUAAGGGAAAUUCCAGAAAUGAAUUCUAUGGAUCUCAAAGAGUUUUUGGAUGAAAAUAUGGAAAUGUAUGAUAUUUUGGUCAAAAGGGAGAUAGCACUUGAACUUGCUUCUGAGUACUUUGCAAAAAAAAAAAAGGAAUUGGAUUAUUGUACCUUUAUAAUCGAAAACGCGCUUUAUCUCAUAUGGACACAUUUAGAUUACUUCAUGCUUCGGGCUGUUCCUAAUCUCAGGAAUAACACGUACAUUAAUCCAGGACAUACUUUUCAACGUGCUGAUGUUUCAGUUUCUAUGUCAGUGUCUCCAGAUUUGGGUUAUCCGAGGAUGUCGUCAGAAGUUAUAAAUAACCUAAAACAGGGACUUGUACCAUUGUUUAAUGACAGUUUUAGUAAACAGAUUUUGGAAGCUGCGCAGGAUCGCUCCGAACUAGAUAAGGAAUUCAUCGAAGUGCUCCUUAGAAAAAUUAAAAGACUUAUGCAGUUUGUAUGUACAACAUAAUUUUUGUUCAUUUUUUAUAAUAUUAUGUACUUUAUUUUUUUGUAAAAGUCUGUGUUUUUAAAUAAAUCUUUUCGAGUCA